Molecule: messenger RNA, 2264 nt
Organism: Saccostrea echinata
Lineage: Eukaryota; Metazoa; Mollusca; Bivalvia; Ostreida; Ostreidae
Product: prenylcysteine oxidase 1-like
Exons: 5
Coding region: 14-1492 (492 amino acids)
Biological process (GO): prenylated protein catabolic process; prenylcysteine catabolic process
Molecular function (GO): prenylcysteine oxidase activity
Source: RefSeq, a predicted model, not a curated record
CAAACACUGAAAUAUGUCAGCUUCCGGCACUAAAAUGUGGACUUUCACUUUGGCUUUCAUCCUGACAUUUUCCCUGCCUUUUACACUUUCCAUUGAAGUGAAAGAACCACCAACAAUAGGUAUUGUCGGAGGGGGGAUUGGAGGAACUUCUACAGCCUAUUUCCUCAGACAGUUGUUUGGCAAUGAUGCUAAGAUUGACAUUUUUGAAAAGAGGCACAUAGGAGGAAGGUUAGCUACACUCACCAUGGGUGACCACCAGUUUGAAGCCAGGGGAACUCUUAUUCAUCCCAAAAAUAUGUAUAUGGUCAAUUUUACCAGGUUACUAGGUCUGGAGCAGUUACAGGUUGGUGGGGGAACUUUUGGGAUUUUUGAUGGGAGCUCUAUGAGGGUCACAAGUAGUAAAUACAGCCUAGUCACGAUGGCUAAGCUCUUCUGGAGAUAUGGCAUGGACAUUUAUAAUAUUGACUCCUGGAUCAAUGAGAAACUCCUAAGUAAAUUCAUGAGAAUCUAUGACAUUCAGAGAGCUGGCCAUGCCUACACAACUGUUCCUGAUCUGAUUGGAGCCAUGGAUCCAGCCUUUGUCUCGUACAUGAAGAAGUCCAUCAAAUUUGUAAUGAAAACUGCAGGUUUUGGUGAUAAAUUUAUAGAUGAAAUGGUCAUGGCUGCCUUAAGAACAAACUAUGGUCAAAAUACAGAAGUGCCUGGCUUUGUAGGAGCUGUAUGUUUGGCUGGGGUACAACCCGGACUCUGGGCCGUCAAGGGAGGCAACAAACAGGUGCCCCAGAAAUUAGUUGCAGAGGCUAAGGCUCAGGUCCUUCAGGGGACCGUAAUGUCAGUCCAACUUCUGCAGUACCAGGACAAAACUUAUAGAGUGGAGUACGUUGAUGCUGAAAAGAAAGAACGACAUAAAGAUUAUGAUAUUGUUAUCAUUGCCACGCCUUUACAUGAUGAAAUGUCGGAAAUUGACUUUGAAGAUUUCCCAAGUCCUAUUGAAAAUUUUCCUCAGAAAUUUCAUAAACUCACUGCUACCUUUGUAGAAGGAACACCAAACUCUAAUUAUUAUGGCAUUGACAAUGCCGAGGAGGUACCCAUAGAAAUUUUAACCUGUAACGACACAAUUCUACUCAAUUCUCAGGGUAAAAAAGAAGACGUUCUUGGUAACCCAGCAAAUGUUUACAAAGUUUUCUCUAAUAUACCACCAAGUGAGGAGAAUAUAAAACAAAUGUUUACCAGUAAAAAAGACAUCAGAAUGUUCUCUAUGAUGGCCUACCCGGAAUACUCCACAGUCGGGGAAGAGUUACCUCCCUUCGUGCUCCAUGAUUCACUCUAUUAUUUAAAUGGUAUAGAAUUGGCAGCUUCUGCCAUGGAAAUGAGUUCUAUAGCAGGUAAAAAUGUGGCUCUGUUGGCCUACAAUCACUGGCAUGGAAAUCUGGAUAAGAUUGAUGAACCUUAUUUAGAUCCAGUCUCAGAAAAAGAUAAAACGGAGCUGUAAAGAGUGCAAUAAUUAGGAAUAUCUUGUGUGUUAUACAUACAAACAAAUAAUUGUUAAAUAGAAGUAAUGUAGAAAUAAGAAUAUUCCAGUUUCAGAAACUCUGCUAUCCCUCUAAUUUUGUACUUAUGUAAUUAUUUUGUGCUCAGUUCAGUAUGAAUUUUUUUUCUCUAGUAGAAAGCACUUAGAGACUAAAACCUUGUGUUAGAAUUUUAUUUAAUUGUGUCAGUUCAUGUACAUUAUAUAAAUCAUAUACUAAUCUUAUUGAACAAUUGGGGAUAUUUAAUCAUUUGGGGCUUGUUAGUCAUUUUUUAAGGUACAGUAGUCAGUAGUUUAUUAAUCACCAUUUCCUAAUAUUCAUGUUCAGUUUUAUCUUUACAUUGAAUGGGUAUAUAUAGAUCUACCCAGCAGAAAUAUAUAACAAUUUGGCACACAUCACAUUAUUUGCCGUUUCUUUCUCAGGAACAUUCCAUUAAAUCUAGAGAGUGCACCAAGUCUUAAAAAUACAUUUCAUGAAAUACACCUAGUCAAUGUUUUAACAUAUUAUUUAUGCAUGCAUCACCAUUUUUUUUGUCUUUUUUUGAAGUACAGGUAUAAUGUAUCAGGCCAUUAUCUUCAGGAGGUAUAUUAUCUAGUCGUGAUAGAUACUGGUAUGAAGUACAUAUAUUGUUAACAACAAAAAAAAGUCAUUACAGGAUCAAAUGUCUCUAGGUUACAUAAUGCUACAAGGUGUGAUGUCAUCUGUAAUUUGCUUAAUAUCUUCUUGUACAUUGAA